GUGGAGCGAAUGCGCGAUCUCGUCACGGGUGAUAACGUUGCAGUGAAGUCCACGACCCUGACGAGCGAGGAAGGAGUGACCAGCUUCGCGAUCCGAGAGAUUGCGGCCCUGUCGUCGUGCAAGCACACCAACGUCGUCAAGCUAUUGGGUGUCCAUGCUGUGCCGCAGAGCGUGCAUCUCAUCAUGGAGCUGAUGGACAUGAACCUACGGGAGUAUAUGAGGAAGGUCCUCGAGGGAUCCUUCAAAGAGACGCUGCGCCCUGC
Symbiodinium sp. CCMP2456 is the source of this 263-nucleotide messenger RNA. The record is from the annotation of a GenBank genome assembly. Lineage: Eukaryota; Dinophyceae; Suessiales; Symbiodiniaceae.